CUAAAAGUAUAAUUCAGACAGAUCGACAGCUUUGUCACUUUAGAGCGUUUUCCAUAAAUGGUAGAAUUUGCUGAAAUUUGAUACUUUAUUAGUAUGUGUAUAUUCAAAUCAAACAUAUGAUCUGUCAGAAAUAUUUGCAACAACAUGCUCCAGAGCAUUUUACCAGUCGACUGUAAAGUAGCUGAUGUGGUUCUAUUGCAAAAAAUUACAAAUAGUACAGAUGAAUACAGAUGCAUAUCUAGCGAAGACGUAGAAAUUUUCCAAUUGGGAGAUGCUAUGAAGAAUGAAAACUUGGCUGAUGUUUCUCUUUGCGGGUUGGAUCCCAAUCGACAUCAGGUUUUUGCUGCUGCUUAUGGGGAGGGUGAUAAAUUCCAUCAAAUCAGACGAUGCUCUACUAAAGAGUACUAUACCUUAACAGGGUCUAUAAGACACGCAAAGAGAGAAACAAAAAGAAUGUCUCGAGAAAAUAUAGAGGAUAUACUUCUCAACAUUCCUACAACCAAGACAGCUGUUCUUUCAAACUAUUUGCAGUACAUAAUUUAUAUCCUCUUACAUCUAAACAGAAUACUAGCAUUUAACAACUUCUCAACUGCUGAAAGUCGCUUUCACCUAUACCAGAGAGUUCAAAGGGCCAGACAAGAAAUGGCCAAUGUUCUCAUUAAUGGUGGAAAAAAAUACAAUAAGGCCAAAAGAAAGAACACAAAGAAGAAGAGGAAGAAGAGGAAGAAAAGAAAGAAAAGAAAGAAGAGGAGAGACAAAGAAGCGAAAAAAAAGACAAAGAAGUUCCUCAGUAGACAAAGUGAGUAUUCUAGCAUCAAAGCAGAGAGACAAACACUAUAUUCAUUAACUAUUAUUUUAGGAACACCAAGAAGCUUUGGAAG
Molecule: messenger RNA, 881 nt
Organism: Cokeromyces recurvatus
Lineage: Eukaryota; Fungi; Mucoromycota; Mucoromycetes; Mucorales; Mucoraceae
Exons: 2
Source: RefSeq, a predicted model, not a curated record